AUGCUGGAACCUGACGGAUUCUAUGACGCUGUUCAUGCGUAUGGUCUUCCUCAGUCGAUCAUUGACUUUGAUGCCUCCUCGCAAGCAGAUGUUCCUUAUCAGGUGAAGUCUGCAUACAGAUAUACAGAUCCUUUUACUAUUUCUGGUAUUACAAAACAAGGAGGCCCCCUUUCACCUCUCAAAUUCACUCUGACUUCCAGCAUGGGUCACUACUGGCUAUCCGAUCACUGUCACUCCUCUCCUGGGUCACUUAUAGUGUCCACCCAAACGGCAUUACGGCAUGAUUUUCACGUCCCAGCGGACAACAUCCGACUCCACAUACCAAUGGUUGAGGCAAUGGAUGACUCUUACAUCACUGCCACCACACUCGAUGCUUGUUGA
Molecule: messenger RNA, 381 nt
Organism: Marasmius oreades (fairy-ring Marasmius)
Lineage: Eukaryota; Fungi; Basidiomycota; Agaricomycetes; Agaricales; Marasmiaceae
Exons: 1
Coding region: 1-381 (126 amino acids)
Source: RefSeq, a predicted model, not a curated record